Purpureocillium takamizusanense is the source of this 3792-nucleotide messenger RNA. RefSeq lists its product as uncharacterized. Bases 710 to 2680 code for a protein of 656 amino acids. The transcript has a single exon. The record is from RefSeq and is a predicted model, not a curated record. NCBI's taxonomy places the organism in Eukaryota, Fungi, Ascomycota, Sordariomycetes, Hypocreales, Ophiocordycipitaceae.
GCACACCCCCCGGCCGAAACCCUCUCCUCCAUCUUCAUUCCAGUCCUUCUUUUGGCCCCUCUGAGCGUCUCGCGACCGGCCCGGACAGCCUGCAGCCUGCAGCUGCCGACCGUCCCUUACAUUUCGGACAGCGAGCGACCUCGUCUUGUCUGCCUCUGCCACUGCAGCUGCCCGACGACCAUUGCGACGGCUCGACGAUCCGACCUCGCGACGCCCAGUUUCCUUGCCUCAUUGCCGCGACGACGCUUUGCUUCCAGCCCCUUUCCCGACAAUCCAGCAACACCCAGCCAUCAUUCUCCCCGCGCAACACUCUCUGUUCUUUCCACGCGACCGCGACAACGGCCGCGACCGCGACGGCGACGAUUGUGCCGCGAUAGUAACCCGUCGGCUCACGCGCGCAUAAACACACAACAGUCGCGCGCGCGCGCGCCCGCUACUAGUAUCGCUGUCGGUCAGGACGCCUGAGACCAACGGUCCGUCUCGUCUGCGACAGACUUCUUUUUCGGUCGGUCCGGAGCCAGACGAGACUCGUACCCGCACACGAACAAGAGCAACCGAGACACGUCUGGUCGACCGGUUUCUUUUUUUGUGCUGUUGCGUUCCCCGGUGGUUGCUUUUAAAACACCCCGUGCGUCCCAAGCGCACACAGAGAGAGGAGAGAGACCCUGAGGCCCUGGCGCAUCCGAUCCGCAUUCCACAAGCCCCCGCGAUGGCGCCUCCCUUGCACCCCCUCGACGCCGCGAGGCCACGAGGCCUGCGCCAUUCUUCAGCGCCCCGGACCCCAGAGCCCGCCGCCGAAGCAUCUUUACCGCAACCUUCGUCGCCUCCCCGACCGCGAUUUCGCCUCAAGAGGCGGACGGUAUCGGAGCGCACAGCCCCUACCCAGCAGUUCCUCGCCUCCGUCGCUGCUGCCGACGUUCCCAUCCCCAGCAUCGAAGAACCCCAGGUGUACGACGACGACGACGACGACGACGACGACGACAUGCUCGACACGGAGGCCUACCCACGAGUUCCCUUUCUCGGCAAUCUCGAUGGCGCUGGCUUCGUCGAGCACAAGGUCCGCGGCAGGCAAUUCUCUGCUCCUAAGACGCCUGCGCCCCGGGCUAUCCCCUCGCUAUCGCCCAAGCGGUUUCCGGACUGGUCCAUAGAUGCUGCCUUCAGCAGCGUCGAGUCAAGUCCAGAGUGUGAAUCAAGCCGCCCGUCGACCGCUCGGUCAACCCAGACGAGCGCGUCGCUAUUCAGCCGCUAUUCCCUGACGUCAGAAGACUUCAGUCAAUGCGCCAGCCCCGACGAGGAGCAUGCAGAAAAGUUUGCCUACCUCUUGCCUCCCGAGGACCUCGACAGGACCAUCAGAGCCCCCGCGCAACGCGGCAAGCUCAGAAAGGCACCGUGGACCAGAGCUAUGAGCAAGCACCUGUGGGCGACUUACAUGAUGUACCUGCAAGAUCCCAAGGUGACGCCCUUUAGGGUUGGAAAGAGCGGCAUCCCGCCCUCGGGUGUCUGCAUGCGCGUGGCCAGGGAAGCCAAGAGAUCUUGGAAGGGAUCCCGCCCGCAGACCAAGGCGGAUCCCAAGAGCGGGAGCACGACGCCCACUGCCGAGGUGCAGGGGCCCUAUGUGCAGUGGCCCCAUACCUGCGCCGGCACGCGCGCCCACCUGCGAGAGAUGUGCAAGGCCAACACCGGCGCAGCAUCGCGUGGCUCGCACUAUAUGGCCCGGAGCCCUACGCCCUUUGGGAGGACCGCGAACCGCGUCAGGAACCGCCGCUCCGCGCCUCUCCGCUCUCCCUCGGUAUUCUCCGGGUCCGACAUGGCCAUGUCGCUGACCGUGUGCACCGCCGACUCCAUGCAGCCGUCUGGUCCGCUCGCGCAACUCACCAGCUCCCAGCCCAAGCCUGAGCUGGACCUUCUCACUCCACCGGCCCGUGACGCAUUUAGUGGCCGGAGCCAAGCUCUCCGUUUAGGGUCUCCUUUCACGGCAAGGAGCUAUGGCCCGAGCUCUUCGAACAACUUGGCAGAUGGCCUCGGCGCUCGCCCCGAGCCUCACCGGCAGAGUCACACGCUGGGCACACGCCGCAGCCUCGGAUCGCCGGUGCGACUGAAUGAUAGCCGGUCCAACACACAGAAGCGGCGCUCCCGCCAGUCGAUCCUGGAGACGCGGAGAUCUAAGCGACCCAGUCUCGGCUCCGACUUCUGGACCGACCCUUCCUCCGCUGUUGAGAGCUGCUCCUCCUCCGCGUCGGCCUUUUCGUCGUCGUUUCCUGAAUUCUGCUCCACAAGCUCCAACGUUGGCGAUGAUUUGUUUGUCCCGAGAACGAAUAUCCAGGAACUGUUUGAGUCAUCCAAUUCCGCACCCUUGAACAGCAUGGCCACCACUGCCACGUCGAUGCCCAAGCCUGCCGGCCUGGCGCCGCUCAUGAUGGCUGGUCCCCCUCGUCUAGGCUCGCCGUUCUCCGGGAAGAGCCAGAGCUUCUCAUUUCCGAGUCGAAAUCUCAACACCUCGGUCAUAGACUUUGCUGCUGCCGUGCGGCGGCCGUUCGCCACGGUUCAUCAACCCGCCGACAGCGUCGCGAGCUCCGCUAAGCCGUCAUCGCUCGCAAACCGCCUGGCCUACAUUGACGAACGGCUUAAGGACCUUCGUCGGAGGGAUCCUCAUGAGCGGCGGUCUCACUCGCCCUUGUGAACGCGCCACCUGACUCUCGCCCCCUAUUCCUCUCUCUUUUGUCUGCGAUGUCCUCACAUAUCCACGACUGCUCAUGACACGACACGUAUGCAUCCGGGACUCGAUUCCGGCCACCCCAUCAUAUACAGCAAUCCUGCCCCUGGCCACACGCACGCACACACACACACAAAGACACACCUCUCACACCUCUUACACGAACCGCCGCGUGGAUCGGGUGUCGGUUCUUGGACCUCUGGCCUUCGGUGAUGCCCUCUACAGGCAUGGUCGCAGCAACCGCGUAAGGAACGCGCCUGCGUACCUCAUAUACAACUCGAAUACUACCGCCCCCCGUCCGCGCGGAAUCUCACACUUAUCUGGGCUCUUUCAGGGCCGCUGUAUGCCUCCUCCCUCUCACAACGGACGCUUGCGAACACGAAUGGAGACCCACCCCCCCCCCCCUCUCUCUCUACCUCACAACCCUCACCAGAGAGCAAAGAUUGCCCCCACCUUCCCGGCCAUCCCGGGCCAAGUAUACAAUAAGGGGAACAGACACAAACACACAAUCUUAUCACGACUUGACGAUACACCACUUGCAUGACGACUUAUAUAUAUAAAUGAGAUAGGGGGGGCCAACGGACGCGCCGCCCUACCCCCCCGCCACCUGGCCUGGUCCCUCUAUUGACUACGUACUCGCUGUCUCCAUCACGGUUAUACACACACAGACACUCAUUCAUGCGCAAAAAGACCAGCAGCGACCGUCGCCCGGCCCGAAGCGCCGCCGCCGUCGCCUUUGCUUGUAUCGGCGUUUGUUUGUCUUUGUUUGUCUUUUCCUCUUUGGCAAGGAGCUCGCGCCUCCUUUGGUUGUGUCCUUUUUUUUCUUUUACUUUUGGCCCCUCCACCAGCUCGGCAUCAUGGUGGUUAUUUUGUCGUUGUGCUCUGUUUUCCUCCUGUGGAUCCCUCCUUUCCAUUGUUUCGGUGGGGGUGGCCGGUGGAGGUUUGCGGAAUUCUUGGGAAUAUUGAUGAAAGAAAAAGUGGUCACGAGCUUGAUGAUUGAAUGUACAUGCCCGACUCUUCCUCCCCCUUUCAAAGGGGAGCGCACAUAGGGAAACUCGAAAAAAAUCCUUUUCGCUGCU